AUGAGCGACCUCCAAGCGUACCUCGCAGCCAGGUACAUGACCGGAGCGAAAGCCGAUGCCAUUCUAGAACGCUCAGGUUCACCAUCGGAGAAGCGAAAGAAGAAGAAGCGCAAGGUCGAAUCUGAAUCGAUAGCAUCGUCCGGAGGAGAAGCAUCGACGUCGUACGGUCAGACUCAAGGGAGAGGGGGAGGAUUGAUUGUGGAUGAUGAUGAUGGGAUGGAGUGGGCGAGGAAGAAGAAUGACGACGAUGAAGAUGAUGGGAGGCCAGGUGAGUGUGAUGUUCUCAAGUUGGCGAUCACGUGUCCUGUCGUGCCCCGGGGUCGUGACUUGAAGAGCACCGAGGCGCUGACCCCCGUCCGUCCUCCACUGCAUCGCACGCUCCCAGUCGUCGAACCACAAAAAGGUCAAUUCAAAGCCAAAGCCAGCACCGCCUCCUCCUGGUCCACGAUCCGAGAAGCGGCCUUUGACGAGCCCGCGUACGUUCGUACACCUUCCCCGGAACCCGUGGACGAAGAACCGGUCGUUGUCGGUUCGGUCGUACAAGACGCUGCACCGCCACCACCACCACCCUCAAAAGGCGGUCUACAGUCAGCAGCCUCUUUACGAGCUGAACAAGCUAGGAGGGAUGUCGAACUCGCGGCGCAGAAGAAGCAGGCUGAUGCCGAACUCGAAGCUCGCAAGAGGGAAUUGAGGGAACGAGGGGAGACGCUAGACGAGGAUGUACAAGGCGACGAUGAUCAUACCGCCACUGUAUAUCGAGAUUCGUCGGGUCGCAAGAUUGAUCUCAAGUUGGCCAAAGCGGAAAAGGCCAAGCAAAAGAGGGAAGAGUUGGAAAAGGAGAUUAGAAAGAUGGAAUGGGGGAAAGGGCUCGUUCAGAGGGGGGAGAAGGAACAGCGCCAGAAGGAGAGGGAGAAGAUGGCCAACCUUCCUAUGGCGAGGUAUGCUGAUGACGAGGACAUGAAUGAGGAGAUGAAGGAUCGCGAGAGGUGGAACGACCCUGCCGCGAACUUUCUCACGGUGCGUCGAGUCGCGAGUCGUUCGAAAUCAUCGGCUGGCGAAUGUUAGCUCAUAUCUCCCUCCCAACCAACUCCGCACAGAAAAAGAAGAAGGACAUAUCAACAGGGCCCAAAUACCCCAAGUACACUGGACCGAUGCCCGCACCGAAUCGAUUCGGUAUCCCCCCGGCUAUCGGUGGGAUGGAGUGGACAGAGUGAGUAGCUUGCGUCGAUGUCGUUAACCGCGUAAAAGCUAGUCGCUAAUCAGCGGCGCAUGACCAUCAGAGCAACGGAUUCGAAGCGACUUACAUGCAAAAGAUCAAUUCACGCAAGAUGCGGUCAGCCGAAGCUCAUGCGUACUCGACCGAGGACAUGUAA
Microbotryum saponariae is the source of this 1373-nucleotide messenger RNA. NCBI's taxonomy places the organism in Eukaryota, Fungi, Basidiomycota, Microbotryomycetes, Microbotryales, Microbotryaceae. The record is from the annotation of a GenBank genome assembly.